Messenger RNA from Helobdella robusta, 1293 nucleotides. RefSeq lists its product as hypothetical. The annotation marks the transcript as partial. The transcript has 13 exons. Lineage: Eukaryota; Metazoa; Annelida; Clitellata; Rhynchobdellida; Glossiphoniidae. Gene Ontology annotation, biological process: protein phosphorylation. Gene Ontology annotation, molecular function: protein serine/threonine kinase activity; ATP binding. The record is from RefSeq and is a predicted model, not a curated record.
AGCAAAAUAACUAAAGAGGGCUGGCUUUGGAAAAGAGGCGAACACAUAAAAAAUUGGAGAAAGAGAUAUUUCAUCUUAAGAGAUAAUGGCACAUUUUAUGGAUUCAGAUGCAAACCAGAGCAUGACCAACAGGAUCCACUAAAUAAUUUCACCGUCAAAGGUUGUCAGCUGAUGAAGUUUGAAAGGCCAAGACCUAACACGUUUGUGGUGAGGGGACUGCAGAUGACGACUGUUGUUGAGAGAAUGUUCUCACUUGAUACACAAGAGGAAAGAGAUGAGUGGUUGCAAGCGAUAACAAGAGUGGCUGAGAAUUUGAAGGAUGGAGAUGAUGACGUCGUCGUUGAAGAGGAGGCUGCCAGGAACUACAAAAAGAAACCAAAAUUGGAAGAUUUUGAGUUACUAAAGGUUUUGGGCAAAGGGACAUUUGGCAAAGUCAUCAUGUGCCGUGAAAAAGAUACAGGUAAGCUCUACGCCAUGAAGAUACUGAAGAAAUCUGUUAUCAUUGCAAAAGACGAGGUUAUGCACACUUUGACCGAAAAUAAAGUUCUCCAAAGAAGCAAGCAUCCAUUCUUAACUCAAUUAGCAUAUUCGUUUCAAACUGUUGAUCGUUUGUGUUUUGUCAUGGAAUAUGUCAAUGGCGGAGAACUCUUUUAUCACCUUUCAAAAGUACGAGUGUUUCCGGAGGCACGAACUAAAUUCUAUGCAGCAGAAAUCUGUUCAGCCCUUGGCUAUCUGCACGAGAACAACGUCAUAUAUCGAGAUUUGAAACUUGAAAACUUGCUGCUAGACAGAGAUGGCCACAUCAAGAUAGCAGAUUUUGGUUUAUGCAAGGAGAACAUGGCCUUUGGUACGAGCACGAAGACAUUCUGUGGCACACCAGAGUACCUGGCGCCUGAAGUCUUAGAGGACAACGAUUACGACAGAGCAGUUGAUUGGUGGGGCACGGGUGUGGUCAUGUACGAGAUGAUGUGUGGCAGGCUUCCAUUCUACAACAGGGAACCGGAAGUUCUAUUUGAACUCAUCCUCAGAGAGGACCUCAAGUUUCCGAAGAAUCUCUCUGAAGAAGGAAGAUCCGUUUUGAAAGGCUUGCUAACCAAAGAUCCCAAAACAAGAUUAGGAGGAAGUGAAGAAGACGUGAAGGAAAUUCAAAGGCAUCCAUUCUUUGCUUGCAUUGAUUGGGUGGAUUUAGUGAAUAAAAAGAUUGAACCGCCGUGGAAACCAACACUCGAAUCCGACACAGACCUUCGAUAUUUCUCUCAAGAAUUCGUCAACGAACCAGUUUCCCUGACCCCA